Raphanus sativus (radish) is the source of this 1159-nucleotide messenger RNA. Its product is annotated as mitogen-activated protein kinase kinase 4. The coding region runs from base 1 to 996 and encodes 331 amino acids. Gene Ontology annotation, molecular function: protein serine/threonine kinase activity; ATP binding. The record is from RefSeq and is a predicted model, not a curated record. Gene Ontology annotation, biological process: protein phosphorylation. The transcript has 2 exons. Gene Ontology annotation, cellular component: cytoplasm. Lineage: Eukaryota; Viridiplantae; Streptophyta; Magnoliopsida; Brassicales; Brassicaceae.
AUGAAACCGCCGCCAGACGUAACCCCCCCGGUUAACAACCGUCCUCGCCGCUGUCUAGACCUCUCCUUACCUCUUCCUCACCGCGACGUCUCCCUCGCCGUACCUCUCCCCCUCCCGCCAACUUCCACCGCCUCAGAGCCCAAAAGCUACUCAGACCUAGCACGUGGCAACCGUAUCGGAAGCGGAGCAGGAGGAACUGUUUACAGAGUUGUCCACCGUCCAACCUCUCGCGUAUACGCGCUCAAGAUAAUCAACGGUAACCACGACGACACUGUCCGUCUCCAAAUCUGCAGAGAGAUCAAGAUUCUCCGUGACGUGAACCACCCCAACGUGGUGAAAUGCCACGAGAUGUUCGACCGUAACGGAGAGAUCCAGGUCUUGCUCGAGUUCAUGGACCAAGGAUCUUUACAAGGUGCUCGCGUCUCGGACGAGCAGGAGUUAUCCGACCUCUCGCGUCAGAUAUUAAACGGUUUGGCUUACCUUCACGGACGUCAUAUAGUCCAUAGAGACAUAAAGCCUUCGAAUCUACUUAAAAGCUCCGACGGUAACGUCAAGAUUGCUGAUUUUGGGGUGAGCAGGGUCUUGGCUCAGACCCUGUCUCCGUGUAAGUCCUCCGUUGGGACCAUUGCUUACAUGAGUCCCGAGAGGAUCAACACGGAUUUGAAUCAGGGGAUGUACGAUGGCUGUGCUGGUGAUAUUUGGAGCUUUGGUGUUAGUGUUCUUGAGUUUUUCUUGGGGAGGUUUCCUUUCAAUGUGAGUAGGCUAGGUGAUUGGGCGAGUCUUAUGUGUGCUAUCUGUAUGUGGCAGCCGCCUCAAGCUCCCGCCACCGCGUCUCCCGAGUUUAGACACUUUGUUUCGUGUUGUUUGCAGAGAGAACCGGCGAGGAGGCAAACUGCUGUUCAGCUUUUGCAACAUCCUUUUCUGCGUAGUGGAGCGAGUCAGAGUCGGAACAGGUCUUCUGGGAAUCUACAUCAACUAAUGCCUCCUCCACACUAAAGUUUUAGUUUUGUCUGAUAAUAAUAAUGUUUCUACACUAAAGAUUGAUUAUGUCUUGUUGUUUAGACAAACUAUGGUAUUGUCUUGUACUUGGCUGAAAGAAAAGCUUAUUGUUUUUUUUUUUGUAACUUAGAAAAGCGUAUUGUUGGAAUCACUUUGUACU